AACGUAGAACAACGCGGGGGAAAGCGUUAGAAUGUUAAGUACGCAAGAUUGUGUUUCGCUUCGCGAACAAUGCAAUGCGAUAGACACGCGUAUGAGGGGAUAUUUGGAAUAUAAAUGUUCGUAGAAGAGACGUCAAAGCGAUCGUUGUGCGUUACAGAAAGAAAACGAAGAUGCGGCUGUCGAUGGUGGUCGAACUGUUGCUGAUUCUUCUUCUGGUCGCGUUCGCCGCUUAUGGCAGGGUGAUCGAACGCGAUGGAAAAACGGAGGAGAGAUCAAUCGGAAAUGCGAGCGAGGAUAACCUUGGAAUAUCAACGUUGUCGUUGAAACAGGCGACCGACGAUGUGAACAGAUAUUGCACCUGCAACGAGAACAUAUGUAAUUGUUGCAGAGACUUCCAUAUACCUUUGGUGCAAUUACAAGGACCAGGAUGCGCAUCUCUGCAAUACAUACAAGGAGACAAUUUGGCGGUGCAACUUAGCUUCGGAGAUAACAUCUUAACCAGCACCAUCGUGAAUGGAAAAAAUCCGAAACCCGUGUGCGUCCCGUUACCAGGAGGAUUUACGAAAUUCUGCGGUAGAAUUUAUUCCAUUAAACGGGAUGCCAAGAAUCAUUUCAAAGCCUGCCUUGGACUGGAGUUGCAAUCAUCGACCGAACUCGAAGCUAGUUUACGCGUCAGCUGCUUCAGAUUUGGGCCUGACGGUCUCAAGUUACGGCCAGCGGAACCGCUUCCUGUAGUGGAGACCGAGGUCCCGGACGAAGACGACGACGACGAUUUCUUCGGCCUGGACUCGGACGAGGAUGAGGAAGACGACGACUCCGAGGACGACACGCCGUUGGCCAACGCUGUCCCAGAUUCCUCAGAUUCGGCUGAAGAGGACGAGGACGAGGACGAGGACGAGGAUGUCCUCGGGUUCGGGGCACUUUUGGAUAUUAUUACCGGCGAGGACGAAACCGCGACGAAGAGACCGAAAGUAACCACGCCCGCGCCUCUUCUCCAAUUUACGAUCCCCAUUUUAACCAAGCCGACGGCUUCGUCUGUUUCUAAUUCCAACGUUGGAGGAAACGUGGUCGCGAGCACCAACUCGGAAGAAUUGCCGAACGCGGAUGAAGAGAGCGUUAAUAACGAAGCGGAUGACGAGUCCGUGGACACCGACACCACGAUUAAAGAGGCAACCGUGACGGAGCCCUCGAAUAAGAUAGCGAAGCCGGAUAAGGCACCGACGAAGAAAUUCACGGUGUCGGAUAUAAGUACGAAGAAGCCGAGCGUUACGAGUUCCAGCAUCAACGCGAUCGAGAACGAGGCGAAUAAGAAGAGGAAACCUUUGAGGAAACCGGUGAAGGGCGGCGAAGAGGAUGAGGACGAUGAUAUCCUAGGGGAUAGCUUGGACGACGACGACGACGACGACGACGACGAGGAGAUUUUGAGCGACGACGAGGACGAGGAUGAGAAGAAUAGCGAAGAGGAAGAGGAUGAGAAGAACGAUGAGAGCGAGAAUCACGAGGACGAGGACGAGAAAGCUGAACUCGAAGAUUUGGAUGAUGACGAUGACGAGGAAGAGGAUGCGGUAAUCAGCGCGCUGGUUUAUGAUGAUAAAGAAGAUGGGAAGAAGAAAGGCAAGGUGAAGAAACACGAUCAGUCGUCCGAAGCGGACGAUGAUGACUCGGAUUACGGAUUGGGCCUCACCGGGCUUCUAGCGAGAAACAGAAAUUCGAGAAAUAAUCGUCAGAGCAAAGAAAUGAGAUUUCCUAUGGUUGAAAAUUCAACUCUCAUCGUAGAGUCGUAGAAUAAUUAAAGAUUAUUGUGUGACGAUGUUUUUUUCAAAAAAAGAAAAAAAAAAAGAGAAAAAAGAGAUCUAUUGACUUUUUGAGCAACGUUUAAUUACUUAACAUUUGUUGAACGUUUUGCUAUAAAUCAAUGAAUUAUCGUUGAUAUCACGAAGCGUGUAUGGAGACUGAUAACUUCUUCCUUUCAUUUUUCUCUUCUUUAUCGAAUAUAUUAUUUAUAAGCGUAUAAAGAUGGUUCAAAUAAUGAUUAAGAUAAAUUUUCUUAUCUAAUUUGAAAUAAAAAUAAAGUUGAAAAGAUAUCUCAUCAAAUCUGAUAAAAUAUUAAUUUUUAUUAACUUUAAUAUAUAUAUUUUUUUUUAUACGAUAAAAUAUUAUGAUAAAAUAUCAUAUAAAAAUAUAAAACGAAUCAUUUAUUAUGUCAGUCAAGAGGAAUUGUGCAUAACAUAAGCCAUAUAAAUUUGUGCAAAUAAUGUAAUACUUUUUAAUUAAAUCACUCUUGCUACAUCUUCAAUAUUACUUUCUUUCAAAAGUUUAUUGAUGAUCAUCUCAAUUUAAUUUUAGUCUUCGAUCUGAAUCGUUGGACAUUAUUGAACCUUUCUUUUUCUUUCCUCCUCUUUCUUAAAAUC
Messenger RNA from Apis laboriosa (Himalayan honeybee), 2411 nucleotides. Its product is annotated as protein starmaker-like. The coding region runs from base 171 to 1784 and encodes 537 amino acids. The record is from RefSeq and is a predicted model, not a curated record. NCBI's taxonomy places the organism in Eukaryota, Metazoa, Arthropoda, Insecta, Hymenoptera, Apidae. The transcript has 6 exons.